AUGAAAACUUCUAGCUGUAUAACUUGGUUUAAUUCAUAUUCAGGCAUGAAAAUUAGAAGCUUUGCUAGGUGUAGCAAUUUCUAUACACAUUUUAUUAUUAAACGCACUUUUUAUGGUCAAUCAACACAUGUAACACAUCCACAUUUGAUUGGACCGAACGACUUGACACCUGGAAUCAGCGUAACCGAAUAUGCUUGUCGCCGUGCCAAACUUGCUUCAUCUUUACCAGCUAAUAGUCUAGUUGUGUUAAUUGGUGCUUGUUUGAAAUAUAAAACUGUGUCAUCUUUCUAUUUUUUUCAUCAAUCUCCCAAUUUUUUCUAUUUAACAGGUGUUAAUGAACCAUGGACUAUAUUUGUUAUGGAACGUGACAACAGUGCUUCUGGGUUCCAAUCAUAUUUAUUUAUUCGGGAUAAGGAUCCAGCAAUUGAGCGUUGGGAAGGAUUACGUACUGGCGUUGAAGCAGCUAAGACUCUUUUUUCUAUAGAUAAUGUAUAUGAUUUUCAAGAAGCUGAUCAUAUAUUAGGCCAACGUAUGCAACAUGCAUCACAAAUCUAUGUUGACUAUCCAUUGAGACCAAGUAUUGCACCAGGGAAAAUAGACCCUAAAAUCUCCAGUAUAUUAAAUAAAUGUUGUGAACGUCUUGAAUCAUAUUCAACUCUGUCAAUUGCACCUUGGAUUCACCAACUGAGAGAAAUUAAAAGCCCGGCCGAAUUAAAGCUAAUGAAGCAUGCAGCAUGCAGUUCUGCAGCAGCUUUUAAUAUUGCAAUGCAAAUACCAGUAACAACUGAAAGACUAUUAUGGGCUAAAUUACUAUAUGAAUUUAAGAUAAGAGAUUGUGAAGAAGCAUAUGUUCCAGUAAUUGCAGGAGGCAAAAAUGCGUUAAUAAUUCAUUAUACAAUGAAUAAUAUGCAAUUACGAGAGGGGGAUCUCGUUCUUGUAGAUGCAGGUGGCGAAUAUGGAAAUUAUGUAACAGAUAUUACUCGAACAUGGCCAGUUAAUGGUGUUUUUUCUGCUGCACAAAAGGAUCUAUACCAAGCUGUAUUAAAUGUACAAAAAGCGUGUAUCCAGUUAUGUUCAGAAAAACAUCGUAUAUCAUUAAACAUGAUACACCAGCAUAGUGUACAAUUAUUAAAGGAAGAAUUAAAAUGUUUGGGGUUCCAUGUUUCAUAUUCGGAUCUUGAUCACAUUUUAUAUCCUCAUCACAUAGGACAUCAAAUAGGCAUCUUAUUCAUUAUAGGAAAACCUUUGAAGGAAAAUCAAACGAUUACAAUAGAGCCUGGGAUAUAUGUGCCAGACCUUCCUCAAUUUCCAAAACACUUCAGAGGCAUUGGCAUUCGGAUCGAAGACAGUAUACUAGUAGGCAAAAAAGAACCUGUUAUACUAAGCAAAAACGCAGUAAAAGAAAUUUCAGAUAUCGAAGAAAUGUGUAAUAGACACACAUAA
Molecule: messenger RNA, 1443 nt
Organism: Pneumocystis jirovecii RU7
Lineage: Eukaryota; Fungi; Ascomycota; Pneumocystomycetes; Pneumocystales; Pneumocystaceae
Exons: 12
Coding region: 1-1443 (480 amino acids)
Cellular component (GO): mitochondrion
Molecular function (GO): manganese ion binding; metalloaminopeptidase activity
Source: RefSeq, a predicted model, not a curated record